Messenger RNA from Epinephelus fuscoguttatus (brown-marbled grouper), 1951 nucleotides. It is a transcript of the gene pstpip2, whose product is annotated as proline-serine-threonine phosphatase interacting protein 2. Bases 100 to 1119 code for a protein of 339 amino acids. Gene Ontology annotation, molecular function: actin filament binding. Gene Ontology annotation, cellular component: cytoplasm; actin filament; plasma membrane. Gene Ontology annotation, biological process: actin filament polymerization. The transcript has 14 exons. NCBI's taxonomy places the organism in Eukaryota, Metazoa, Chordata, Actinopteri, Perciformes, Serranidae. The record is from RefSeq and is a predicted model, not a curated record.
CACUCUAUCACUGUACUGCUCAAACAAUCACAGAGGUACAGUUACUCUCGAUCAGCUAACAGAGUUGAUGAAACUCUGCUCUCUGUUCAUACAACAGCGAUGAAAAACCUCCAUUUCAAAGAUUACUUCUGGAACACUGACCUAACCUGCACUGGUGGCUAUGAUGCUAUCAUCCAGUACCUCAAUGAUGGCAGGAGGACAUGCAAGGAGGUGGAGGAGUUCAUGAAAGCCAGGGCAUCAAUUGAAGAGAGGUAUGCCAAAGAUCUCCUUGGUUUGUCCAAGAAGGUGUGCGGACACAAUGAGAUGAACACAUUAAAAAGAUCCCUGGACGUGUUCAAAUUACAGACUGAACAUGUGAGUCUGUCACACUUACAACUGGCGCAGAGCAUGAGGGAGGAGGCCAAGAAACUGGAGGACUUCAGAGAAAAACAAAAAGAAGCAAGGAAAAAGAUAGAACAACAGAUGGAUGUUCUCCACAAACAGAAGUGUUCACAGUUCAAGAAGACAAUGGAUUCAAAGAAGACAUAUGAGCAGAAGUGCCGAGAUAAAGAAGAAGCAGAUCAGAACGUGAACCGAAACACCAACACCAACAACACCAAGCACAUUGAGAAGCUCUUCUCAAAAGCACAGCAAGCAAAACAGAAUGCAGAAGAAGCAGACAGGUUAUACCAUCAGAAUGUGACCACAGUGGGAAAGGUCAGAGAUGAAUGGAUGAAGGAACAUGUCAAAGCCUGUGAGAUGUUUGAGAAACAGGCAAUGGAGCGUAUUAACGUUCUGAGAAACACAGUCUGGACUCACCUCAACCAGCUGUCCCAGCAGUGUGUGACCAGUGAUGAGCUGUAUGAGGAGGUGAGGAAGUCACUGGAGCAGUGUGAUGUCCAGGAAGAUAUUGAACACUUUGUAAACCUCAGACGGACUGGUGACAAACCACCAGCUCCAGUUUUGUACGAGAACUUCUACAGUGGUCAGAGGUCUCUAACUGGAGCUCCACCCUGCUCUGCACCCGCUCGACUGCCUCCACCCAUCACCAGGAGGGGGCCGUUACCUGAUCCAACACCCACCAGCGAUACAAUCUACUCAACGGUGCAGGACGCAGGGUACAGUGUUAUCCAAUACUAGCACAUGGAUCUGAUGAAGGGGGAGUUAUUCUACAUCCUGUGCAGUGCUGGCUGGAGCUUUGUAAUGGACACAAAGGUCACACAGGCCUCAUCUCUUCCUCCUUUGUGACUUCCUGUAACGAUAAGUUCGCUCCAGAUGGAAAUGAGUGUCAUGUCAGGGGUGUGCAUACAUAUUUUUGGGUGAGGUUGUGUGGUAUGUUGAAUAUAUCACAGUGUUAUAAAUGGAAUAGUGAAGCCAUUAUUUUAUUCUUAGGUUCUUGUGUGUAUUUGUGUGUAAGCAAAAGUAAAAUCAAGACUUUUGCUCAGUACUUUGAUUAAAAAAAAUGUAAAAUUAAAUCAUAAAUAUAAAAAGUGCCAUCCAGCUACUUUCUGUAUAAACUUAAGUCAUUUCCACUGUCUAGAUAACAGUUAUAGAGCCUAUUUAUUAUGUAUAUAUUGUUCAAGGCUCUAUCUUCCACAUAAUUGCAUCUUAAUUUAUCUUCAGUUUUGUAUUUAUUUUUGUGGAUCUUUACUUUUCUCAAUGUUUAAACAGAGAUUCACAACAUAAGAUCAUUUACUGUCUGCUAACAUUUUCAACAUUUUCAUUUCCUCUUUGAUGUGAGAGUAGCAAGUCAGCUGACAGAAAUCUUAUGAUUGGAAGGCUUCACACACACACACACACACACACACACACUUAUCCAGCGUACAAAAUAUGGAUUCUUCUUAUGUCUUGCCAUGAAAGUCCUGUUCUUUGACACUCAACCUUCAUUCUAAGACUUUGAGAGUCUUGUUAAGUUCAUGUGCUGAUCAACAGGCUUAUUUUCUAUUGUAAAAGAGUUAAGUUAGAUUCAGUU